This is a messenger RNA of Mus pahari (shrew mouse), 7003 nucleotides long. RefSeq names its product 5'-nucleotidase, cytosolic IA (gene Nt5c1a). Gene Ontology annotation, biological process: adenosine metabolic process; nucleotide metabolic process. Gene Ontology annotation, cellular component: cytosol; cytoplasm. The record is from RefSeq and is a predicted model, not a curated record. The transcript has 6 exons. Gene Ontology annotation, molecular function: nucleotide binding; 5'-nucleotidase activity; magnesium ion binding. Bases 149 to 1246 code for a protein of 365 amino acids. NCBI's taxonomy places the organism in Eukaryota, Metazoa, Chordata, Mammalia, Rodentia, Muridae.
GGCGGGCUCACUCGCACUCCCUCCCGGUCCUGCCUGCCUGCCUCUCCCACCCGGGACGCGCCUCCCUCCCGCAGCCCAGUCCCGUGAGCUCCGCGUCUCCGCUGCUGUCUUCUCCCGCCGCCGGGCCAGAUCGGAUCUGAGUAGGAGCAUGGAACCAGGGCAGCCCCGGGAGGCCCGCGAACCCGGACCAGGGGCAGAGACCGCCGCGGCGCCACGCUGGGAGGAAUCCAAGACUUUCUAUGACAACCUCUCGUCCAAGAAAAAACCCAAAUCGCCGAAGCCUCAGAAUGCGGUCACCAUCGCAGUGUCCUCCAGAGCCCUGUUCCGAAUGGAUGAGGAACAGAGGAUCUACACGGAGCAGGGUGUAGAGGAGUAUGUGCGAUACCAGCUGGAGCAUGAGAAUGAGCCCUUCAGCCCCGGGCCUGCCUUCCCCUUUGUGAAGGCCCUGGAGGCUGUGAACAAGCGACUUCGGGAGUUGUACCCCGACAGCGAAGAUAUCUUUGACAUUGUCCUCAUGACCAACAACCAUGCUCAGGUGGGAGUUCGUCUCAUCAACAGUAUCAACCAUUAUGACCUGUUCAUUGAGCGAUUCUGCAUGACAGGUGGCAAUAGCCCCAUCUGCUACCUCAAGGCCUACCACACCAACCUCUACUUAUCAGCCGAUGCAGACAAAGUGCGGGAAGCCAUCGAUGAGGGGAUUGCAGCUGCCACCAUCUUCAGCCCCAGCAGAGAUGUGGUUGUGUCCCAGAGUCAGCUCCGCGUGGCCUUCGAUGGGGAUGCGGUUCUCUUCUCCGAUGAGUCAGAGCGCAUCGUCAAGGCCCAUGGGCUGGAUAGAUUCUUUGAGCAUGAGAAGGCCCAUGAGAACAAACCUUUGGCACAGGGCCCCCUAAAGGGCUUCCUGGAAGCACUGGGUAGACUGCAAAAGAAAUUCUACUCCAAGGGCCUUCGUCUGGAGUGCCCGAUUCGCACUUAUUUGGUGACGGCGCGCAGUGCAGCCAGUUCCGGAGCCCGGGCCCUCAAGACCCUGCGCAGCUGGGGCCUGGAGACGGAUGAGGCCUUAUUCCUAGCUGGAGCACCCAAGGGUCCCCUUCUUGAGAAGAUCCGUCCACACAUCUUCUUUGAUGACCAGAUGUUCCAUGUGGCUGGAGCUCAGGAGAUGGGCACGGUGGCCGCCCAUGUGCCUUAUGGUGUGGCUCAGAAUCCCCGGAGGGCUGCCGCUGCGAAGCAAUCAUUAGGUGCACAGUAAUGAGCCACCUUGCUCCAGGCCCCCCCGUCACACUUCUGAACUUCAUCUGGUGAACUUUUCUGGCUCCUCUCUGUCCACUCUCCUGCAUGCCGCCGACAUCCCUCCGUGCCAGGUACUCUUAGAAAGUUAUGAAAACAGAACCAACAGUCUCAAAAUCCCUUCCGGGCAAACACUGCCGUGACCCUGACUAAAAAGCAGGGUUCUGCAGGGUAGCCUGGCUGUCAGGGAGAAACUGGUGGGAGAAAGAGUGAUGUGGUCAGAGAAGCCAGGAUGCCAAAGGGCUUGGGAUGAAACAUGUCUCAUGUAGUGCAAGGAACAUUGUGUGAACGUGGGUAGAUUUAACAUCUAAAGCCGACCUAGCAUGAACUGCAUGCCUUAAGUCCCGUUUCCUAAGCCUCAUUUACUUCCACCUUUUAGGUGAUUUUCAAUUUGUUCUUUAGCCAAAGAAGCUUGAUUUUUAUAAGAUUAUGCACUAAAUUAAUCACUGUGGUGGGGCUGCUGGUAUCUAUGGCACCUGUGUAAAUUAUAAAAGUAAGGCUUGAUUCCAGCCCUCUGCCCCUCAACCCUGAGGCCCAUCAAAUGGGAACUAUGCACAGCGAUGCCAAGAAGUUCUGUAUAUACUUUCCCAUGGUUAGAAACCACUGCACAAGAUGACCUUUUGCUUGCUGUGAUUUGCUAACCUGAGCCAUGGAGAGCUGCUACAUGGAAGGUUCCUCUGAAGAAGUGAAGGGAGGAAUGUGGCCCUCAUGCAAAUCCUCCUGUAGCCAGCAGGGGGCACUGCAGGCUCUCCCUGGAGAAGGCUUUGGAGACUUACCAACUCUGGGUUUCCCCUGCCUUCAGUUUUUAGGCCAAGUUCAGUGAGUCCUGUCUGCCAAUCUCCUCACCUCGGUCCUGAGUCUGCCAGUCACUUCCACCUGCCAUGCUAUAAGGGCGUUCUAGCCCCAAAUUUGGAGAAAGCAUAGGCUCUAGAGCAAGUCGUGGUCCAGGCUGAACCUGAGGUAUAGGUGCUACAGAUGUGGGAAGUGUCAGGUCUGUUCUGAAACCAACGAUGCUAAGGAAGUGAUAGCUUAGAGAGGAAUGAGCUGAAUGUGCACCAGCAUGAUUCUGCUGUGGAUAGUGAGUAGAAGCCAGUUAGAGUUACCCUGGAAGUAUACGCUGUCAUGGGGCACUGUGCAAAGGAUUCUGGGAUGAGCUGACCUCCCUGGGAGGUACCAGCGAUUACUCCAUCUUUGCAUGAAUCUCUACAGCCCUUUCUUCUCCACAUGAUGAGUGAUGAUCCACCUCCUCCUUUGCUAAGCAGCCCUGGAACUCAGAGGAAGGGUGGAAGAGUGGCUGGUUGGUCCCCUAUGAAGACAAGAAGGGGAAUGGUGUGCACUGAUUGCCUGGCUCCCACAGGGAUUUCAGCAAUGAGGGAAUCCAGAAGCACCAUCAGAGGGCCAGGAGCUGCAGAGGGCCCGAGAAGAGGAGCCUGGGGGCAGGGUGAAGGGCAGCCGGGGACUCUAACCUCUGUCCUUCUAGGCAUUUGAAUCAGGAUCUGAAUGAAUACGUGGUCUGGGCAGGGUGUCCCAGGGUGACAGCUGCAGGAAGGAGGAAGAAGAUGCAGGGACUCCCAGAAAUAAGCACCAACUUGGGCCAGAAGAGAAACCCUGGGCCAGGCUUGCACUACUGUGCCUGUGGCAUGCAGAUGCUAUUCCUGGAAGGAACAUGAGGUUGGCACCCACCACAGGUGCUUUAUGGGGACACUGGCAUUGCAGCCAGGAGGGCAUGAGGUGAAGGUGUCUUUACACAGGGCCAUUUCCAUCAUUAUAACCAGGACCCUUCAGGACGUCAGAAGAGGCCUGGGGGUAGAACAAAGUCUGUGAGGGGAUUCCUGCACUAUUGGUACCCCACGCCCAGCCAGAGAUGCUGUGUGCCCCAAGAAGAGCUGCAAGGAAAGGAAACAGGGAAGAGAGAGGAAGCUCGGCCUCAGGACACUUUCCAUCUUUACUGGGUCACACAACAGCCCUUGAAGGAUCUCAGCAGAGGCUCACAGUGGUCACAAGAAGCUUGUAAGGAUGUGUAGAGCAGGGGCCCACAGAUUGUCCUUAAGUUGUCCAGUCAGAAAAGAUCUGUGUUCCGUGAAGACAGCACCAGAUGUUGCUGAAUUUGGGAUCUGGGAUGCAUGAUGUCUAGUGCCCGCAGCCUGGUCAUGAAGGCUGCAAACGCUCCCAGGUUUCCCAGGAAACAGGGAUGGUGCCAUGCCAGAGCAAGAAGAUAAGGUGCAGGAAAGGGCUGUGGCUUUCACUGGAGCCACCAUUAAUAGAUACGGACAGCCCUUGACAGUGCAGAACGGUCCAAAUUCUAUUACUGAAACCACAGAUGAGCAUCUCAGUCUUGGACAAAAGCUUUUGAGGCUGGAGCAGUGGGCCAGACGUCCUGGGGGCAGGCUCUAGCUGCAGCCAGACAGUCUUCCUGGUGGCCUCCAGAGCUGAAGAGGAGCCUGGCAGCAUGAAGCUUCAUUUAUUGAUUGUGUUACCAGGAGAUUUAAAAACCAACGGAGCAACAAAAGCCCCAGGAGAAGCCUCAGACUGCAGCACUGGGGUAGAGGAGCCACCACUCCCAGAACACUGGACCCCUUUAGCUGGAAGUACCACAUCCCUAGCUAGGUCUGGCAGGAGACUCCUCCUAGAAAGUGCUUGCCAACAGAAUUCCAGGCCCGGUGGAACUACCACUCAGCAGAACAGUAGCUCUGUUUGUUAUUAAGCAUGGAGACUGCUAAAACUGCCAUAGAACUCCCUGCAGGGGAGGGAGAUAUAGCUGGACAUCUGGCUCCAUUGGUAGCAUGCUUGCCUACUGAACACAAAACACUGGAUUCAACUCACAGCAAUGCAUGCACUAAAUAUGAUGGUGCACACCUAUGCUUCCAACACCCGAGAGAUGAAGGCGGGGGGAAUCAGAAGGUCAAGGUCGGCUGCGCAGCCAGUCCACAGCCAGUCUGGGUUACAUGAGACCCCAUCACAAAAAGAAGGAAGCAAACUUUCCCCUACAUGAUGGCCCAACUGCAUUCAUGGGAAUGGAGCAGAAUGUGUUUGAAAGAAAAUAGAAGCUAGCAAGAUGUUCAAAUCCAAAAUGGGCUUGAUGUUACACCUCCAUUCAAUUAGUGUGUAUCCAUGCAGUCAAAGCAAUGAUUAGAAUGUCAAAUGUAGUAAAUAGCUCUGCUCCAAGUCCCUGGGUAUCCUUUGAUAAUGUCAGCUGCCCACUCUCCUCCCCUGGAAAUGCAUCUUAUGGUAAUCCAGCCUGCCUGCGGAUAUACCAGUACAGUGGCCCCUGUCUACUCCCUUGAGGUAUCUGGACCAUACAGAUUCAUGGAACUACCAUAACUUGCUCAAUGUUACCUAGCUAGCAGAUGUCAGUGCUGGGACACCCUCACAAUGGAAUGUACCAGAAUCCACCACAAACAUGGCAAGCUGUCCUACCUACUGUCAUGGUUGAAGUCACUAUCCCAUCAUGAUAGUCCCCCUUACAAAGCCCAGGCGUGGCCUCAGAUUCUGCAGGCAGCAUUUCAGGAGCCUGUCCCAGCUAGAGGUGGCAUGAAAGUUGGAACCUGAUUUACUAACUGCCCUUGAAGAUCAUCGCUUUCCAGCAGGCAGGCAUGAUCUUUGAUGGCCCUUCACUGAUGCUGUGGUAUGGCUCCAAGGAGGCCUGUCUCCAGUAGAAUAUGAAGAGGAGGAGGAGGAGGAUGAAGGUGAGGAUGAGGAUGAGGAGGACGAGGAUGAGGAUGAGGAGGACCAUUGGCCCUAUGCCUGGCAACUUCGCUGGAAAGGGUACCUGAGACAGGUACCCUGAGACAAAAUGUUCUGGGUUCUACCCUUAUGGCAAGGUGCAGAAACGUCUUUGGCCAGUAGGUGGCACUGCAGGCUGGCACGCAGCUGUGCCUGUAGUGCCUGGCUUACCUUUCUCUCCUUGUAUGCUACCGACUGUUGUGCUGGACUCCAGCGGCCAGAAAGGACUUCAGGUGCUCUGACAAUGUUCGCGAAGCAUCUCUGUAUGAUGAGCUGAUGGCUCUCACCGAAAACCACUGUGAGGGUGUGUGUGGAGAAACACCUAUGAAUGUGUGCCUCUGUACGGACUGAGUAUGUGUUUGUGGGUGUAAUGGCUCGUGUUUCUCUGCCGAUGACCCUGUGUGCAAGUGUGUCUGUGUCUCAGUGUAUCACGCACGCACACUUGCAAGCUUGGAGUGUGUACGGACAAUUCUGUUAUGUGAGGAUCCUGGGCCCCACGUGCUGAUGACCAGCAUCGCUCCUGGGGACUCUCAUCAUCUCUUGGGCAUUGCAUGUGCAUCACCUGAGUGACCCCCGAGGCCAGGUCUCAGUCUUCCUCUCUAGCUUUCUGCUUCUGUUCCACUUCUGUUGCCUCUGACCUCUCUGCCUCCUACCCCUGCGGUUCUGCAGCUUUGGGGAGGAAGUGGCAGAAUCUGCCACCACCUGACUCAAUCUCCAUGCAUCUCAUCUCUCCUCCCUACAGUGCCAGGGUUAAUAUGGUCCCAUUAGGAGCUACCUUGUGACCACCAAUAGGAAAGCUGACUUCCUUCUGGGCUUCCUGCUCUUGCCAGACAUGCUUCACCUAUGACCUUGACUGGGAAGUAUCUCCCUGAUGCCCCUGCCUUACCUCACCCCCCACUCAAGAGGGUUCAGAGAUUGAAUGAAUCAUGUUUGCAAAAUAAGAGCUUCUCUAAGACAAACCAAAACUCUGCAGAGCGGAGUCUCACACUCCUGGCCAAGGCUAAAUAUGCCUUCGUGGCUGCCUGCCACUGCUCAAGGCUAGGCUUGUAGCUGACACUGAUCACAAAGUUGCCAAGGUCAUUGCAAACAUACUGUGUGUGUGUCAGGGGUCACAAAUGCUAUGUCUACAGGAGCCGCACAGGAAACAGGCGCAAAGAGCAGUGGGCAAGGUCUUGAGAAGAAAAAUAGCAUCAAGAAUCCAGCAUACCCUUGCCACAUAGGAAUUUGGGCCCUGGUGUUCCAUCUUGUUUUGUUUUGUUUUGUUUUGUUUUCUGAGAAAUUAGAAAUUUGAACUUUCAAUUAUUGGCAACCAUUUCAAGUUUAGAAAACUUUGUACAGGCCAAAAGAAGCUUAUGUUGUUAGCCAAAUCCACCCCUCCGAUCUCCAAUUUGCUCAUUUGGCUGAAGCCCAGUGAAUUAGAAUUAGACCCAAGUUACUGAGAAUGGAAGGAACAUUACUCUCAGAAUCUCAGCUUGGGUUUUUAAGAGACCUUAGAUAGGCUGUAAAAUACCCCUGGUGUUUUAAGUGCUGGGGUACAAGCCAGGCUUGGAAGUGUACACCUGUUAUCCCAGCACUAAAGAACCUAAGAUUGGAGGAUGCUAAAUUCAAGGCCAGCCUGGCUUACAUAUCAAGACUCUAUUAAAAAAAAUAAAAAGUGAAUGAUACUGAAUAUGGUUGGUGGUCCACACCGUUAAUCCCAGCACUCUUGACACAGAAGUAGAUGGAUCUCUGUGAGUUCAAGGCCAGCCUGUUCUACUUAGCAAGCUGCAGGAGAGUCAACGCUACACAGAGAGGUCUUGUUUUUAAAAUUAAACAAGCUGGGUGGUGGUGGUCCACUUCUUUAAUCCUAGCACUCAUGAGGCAGAAGCAGGCAAAUCUCUGAGUUCAAGGCCAGCCAGGGUCUCAGUUUGUCUCUCUGGUUUUCAGAGUGAGUUCCAGGAAGCCCAGGGCUACACAGGGAAACCCUGUCUUGGAUUAAACAAACAAACAAACAAAC